This is a messenger RNA of Pseudoliparis swirei, 769 nucleotides long. RefSeq names its product CREB/ATF bZIP transcription factor (gene crebzf). Lineage: Eukaryota; Metazoa; Chordata; Actinopteri; Perciformes; Liparidae. The transcript has 3 exons. The record is from RefSeq and is a predicted model, not a curated record. Gene Ontology annotation, molecular function: DNA-binding transcription factor activity. Gene Ontology annotation, biological process: regulation of DNA-templated transcription. The coding region runs from base 187 to 732 and encodes 181 amino acids.
CCCCUUCACCCGGAAGCGCGCCAUUGCUCCUGCGUUCCUCAGGCCGUGAGCGGGUAACGGCUGCAGCGCCUCGUGACGGCUCUCUGACGGCUCUCUGACGGCGCUACAGGAGCUUCCGCUCGGUUCGUGUUAAAAGACGUUUAUAUUCAACCAGCCGGUGAAGACUCUUCUGCCUGUCGCAGCACGAUGAUCACCAGGAGAAGUCGCCCCGUGAGCGACGCCGCUCGGCCUCUGGAGGUCGCCGUGGUGGAACGGCUGGAAGACUUCUCGAGUCCUGCGGAGGGUUUCCCCUCCGAUGGCACGGCCGGAGUGGCGCUCGAUGACCUCUUUGGGAUUGAAGACUUGAACUGGACCCUCGGAAGAGAUGCGGCCUCUUCGCUCUUUGAUAUGGAGCUGGCCGAUCUUGGAUUCGGCACCAACGACCACGAUUCAGAGGCGGAGGCUUCAAGAGCUUCAUCUCCAGAUCGGACGUCGUCCGCCUCGAGGCCGAAGACGAGGCCGAGCCAGUCGAACCGCACGAUCAACAAGAACGCCGUCGCUGCCCGAUUGAAUCGUCUCAGGAAGAAAGAAUACGUGGACGGCCUGGAGAAGAAGGCGGGCGUCCUGUCGACAGCCAACGAGGCGCUGCGCCAGGAGAACGGUCAGCUGACCAAGAGGGUGGAGGAGUUGGAAGAUGAGACCAGGGGUGCGACUCGAACGACCACGACUACGCCUUGCCCAGAAAGCGCGUGAACGUGGAGGAGAAAGAGACAGCGGGCGGCGUCUGUCU